This is a messenger RNA of Aspergillus heteromorphus CBS 117.55, 1530 nucleotides long. RefSeq names its product tRNA (adenine-N(1)-)-methyltransferase. Gene Ontology annotation, cellular component: tRNA (m1A) methyltransferase complex. The transcript is spliced from 4 exons. NCBI's taxonomy places the organism in Eukaryota, Fungi, Ascomycota, Eurotiomycetes, Eurotiales, Aspergillaceae. The record is from RefSeq and is a predicted model, not a curated record. The coding region runs from base 106 to 1401 and encodes 431 amino acids. Gene Ontology annotation, biological process: tRNA methylation.
CGAGUAUCUCUCCGGAAUUCGGUCGACUUACUACUUAGUCCCGGAAAUUUGAUGCUGGAUUAAUCUUCGCGGAGGACAGAACAUCCUUCUGGAUACACCCACGCAAUGGCUCGUAUGUUUCAGUCAUUGCGUCGAGUCCUGGGACUGACUCCUGCGAGUCCCGUCCCUCGGUAUGUCGGGUCAAUCGACACCAAUUUCACCUACUUUCGCGAGGGCGACAGGGCUGUCAUCCAUGGCAAGACCCCGGUGUUAACCAAACCGCUUCGAAAGGGGGGCAAGACGGACCUUCGUCGGGGACAGCUGGAGCAUGACAAGAUCAUCGGCAGCAGAGUGCGAGAUCUAGUUCAGGCGCGUAAAGGCGGCGAGCACAGACUCUCCCUCCCCAGUCUCGAAGACUACGUCGCCUUGACACCGCGUCUAGUCACGCCGAUCUACUCAGCGGACGCCAACCUGAUCGUCUCCCUCCUGGACAUCCACAUCACGCCCCCAGCAGAACAGACAGGCCAACCACCAACUGUGGAGAUCCUCGAAUCCGGAACCGGCCAUGGCUCUCUGACUCUACACCUGGCGCGCGCCAUCCAAGGCGCCAAUUCCACUCCACCCCCGAUCCCAACCAGCUCGCAAGUGACCUACCUCCCAACAAAACCCGGCGACGAAGCAACCCGGAAACUCCCCACCACCACCACCACCACCACCGACGACCCGAUCCAACAAAACUGGGACGCCUGGCGCUCCCACCGCAACGCGAUAAUCCACAGCGUGGACAUAACACCCAAAUCCGCCGUCCACGCCGAGGGCGUGGUCCGAGGCUUCCGACGGGGCAUCUACGCCGGCAACGUCGACUUCUCCGCGGGGCACGUGGAGGACUGGAUCGCCGAACAGAAGAGACAACGGACCUCGAAGGGCCUGCUCCCCUUCACCAAGAACGAGGUAGAGCCGUUCCUCUCCUACGCGAUCCUGGACAUGCCGUCGGCCCACACGCGGAUUCCCCACGUCACAUCGAUCCUCAAGCGCGACGGUCUCCUGGCCGUGUUCAUGCCAAGCGUGACCCAGAUCGGGGACUGCGUGGACCUGAUCCGGAAACACAAGCUGCCGUUGGCGCAGGACAAGGUCGUGGAACUGGGGAAUGGGAUCAGCAGUGGGCGGCUCUGGGAUAUCCGGCAUGCGGUGAGGAGGGCCCGUGACAAUGUGUCUGUUGCUGCGUCCGAAGGCGCCGAGGAUGGAGCGGACGUUGUUGAGGGUGAGUCUGCGGAUGAAGGUGCUGCGAUUGCUCCUGUUUCUCCGGAAGAGACGCCCAAGGAGGACGACAGCGUGCUCGUCUGUCGGCCCAAGGUUGGGUCGCGGAUCGUGGGCGGAGGGUUCGUGGGCAUUUGGAGAAAGAUAGAGGACAGACGGAGCUGAUUACGGCGUACGGCUACGAUCUUGCUUGUUGAGCUCAGUCUUCCUUUUUUUUUUCGGAUACCCCAUUUGUAACAUCAUAUCACAUCACCUCAUGUCAUCUCGCAUUACAUUACAUUAUAUAGACUGCAC